Trametes versicolor FP-101664 SS1 is the source of this 1304-nucleotide messenger RNA. RefSeq names its product arabinogalactan endo-1,4-beta-galactosidase. NCBI's taxonomy places the organism in Eukaryota, Fungi, Basidiomycota, Agaricomycetes, Polyporales, Polyporaceae. The coding region runs from base 187 to 1215 and encodes 342 amino acids. The record is from RefSeq and is a predicted model, not a curated record. Gene Ontology annotation, biological process: pectin catabolic process. The transcript is spliced from 5 exons. Gene Ontology annotation, molecular function: glucosidase activity.
CUGGCCUCUCUUCGGCGCAGGUUGCCAUGCCCCUGCACGAGUCGCGCUCCCGACCGCAUGCUCCCACUCGUCUCAUUCGAUGCGACUUUUCGCCAGCACCUCGCCCGCGCAGAUGAUCGCGCGUACAAACGCGCAUAUAUAGCUCCGGGACCGGCGGCAUGUAGGUAGCCCCAAGUCGACGCCACGAUGUUCGUCCUCCCCUUCCUGCUGCUCUCGUUCUCCUGGCUGGCGAGCGCCCUGACGUACAAGGCUGCUGACAUUUCCUCGCUCGCGAUCGUGGAGAAGGCGGGCAUCAAGUACACGGACGGCGGCAAGGUCACGCCCUUCGAGACCAUCAUCCACAACCAUGGCGCGAACACGGUCCGCAUCCGCGUGUGGACGGCGGGCGACUACAACCUGCAGUAUGGGCUGGCGCUUGCAAAGCGCGUGAAGGCGGCCGGCCUGACGCUGGUCGUCGACCUGCACUACAGCGAUACCUGGGCUGACCCUGGUCACCAAUCUAUUCCCUCUGGGUGGCCCACGGACUUGGACGGACUGAACACUCAAAUUUGGCAAUACACGAAGGAUGUCGUAACGAGCUUCUCCAGCCAGGGUACUCCGAUCGACAUCUUGCAGGUCGGCAACGAAAUCAACGGCGGCUUCCUCUGGCCCGUCGGACAAAUCUCAUCCAAAGGCAUCAACCCCGUCUCGCAGUUGCUCCACUCCGCCAUAAACGGCGCCAAAGCCGCCGGCAACCCGAAGAUCCUCAUCCACCUCGCGAACGGCUGGGACUGGUCCGGGCUGAACUCGUUCUUCGGCAAGGUCUUCAUCCAGGGCGCGCUCUCCGCGGACCAGGUCGACAUCAUCGGCGUGUCCUUCUACCCGUUCUACGACUCCGGCGCGACACUCGCGGCGCUCAAGUCGUCGCUUACGAACCUCGCGAACACGUUCAAGAAGCCGAUCGUCGUCGCGGAGACGGACUGGCCGGUGACCUGCACGGGCGCGAAGCUGACGGAGCCGAGCAUCGCCGUGUCGACGAGCGGGCAGCAGACCUGGGUCGGCGACAUCAAAAACGUCCUGACGGCUCUCCCCAACGGGCUCGGCCAGGGUAUAUUUUACUGGGAACCCGGUUGGAUCGGCAACGCUGCCCUCGGAUCGGGCUGUGCGGACAACCUCCUUGUUUCUUCCACCGGGGCCACUCGGGACUCGAUCAACAUUUUCACCAACGAUAUGUGAGGAUCGCUGUGCGAUGUUGUCGAGCACUUGCAGUUGUUUUGGCACCAUUUUGUGUAUAACAAACCAGCAUCACUUUAAGAAAUAUCCGU